Messenger RNA from Echinops telfairi (small Madagascar hedgehog), 1230 nucleotides. It is a transcript of the gene SERPINB2, whose product is annotated as serpin family B member 2. The record is from RefSeq and is a predicted model, not a curated record. Lineage: Eukaryota; Metazoa; Chordata; Mammalia; Afrosoricida; Tenrecidae. The transcript has 7 exons. Gene Ontology annotation, molecular function: serine-type endopeptidase inhibitor activity. Gene Ontology annotation, biological process: negative regulation of endopeptidase activity.
AUGGAGGACCUUUAUGUGGCAAACACCAUCUUUGCCCUCAAUUUCUUCAAGCAUCUGAUGGAAACGACCCCCACCCAGAAUCUCUUCUUCUCCCCAUGGAGCAUCUCGUCCACCAUGGCCAUGAUCUACCUGGGUGCCAGGGGCAACACGGCCGACCAAAUGGCUCAGGUGAGUUCGUGUUGAAGCUUGGCAUUACGGCCACUCCUGCCCUCUACGACUUGCUAUGUUAGUCAUGUGGUAUAUAAAGGGAAUCCUUUCUUUCUGUUUAAGGAACAAGCUGGAAAUGCAAUCCAUUCAUCUUUCCAGUCUCUCAUCUCUGCACUCAAUUCAUCCACUGGAGAUUAUGUCCUGGAGACCAUAAACCAGCUAUUUGGUGAUGAGUCGGCAAAAUUCAAGGAAAAAUACAUGAAAUUCUCUAAGAAAUAUUACUCUACACAACCUCAGGCAGUGAACUUCCUACAAUGUGCAGAGGAAGCUAGAGAAAAAAUCAAUGCCUGGGUCAAGACUCAAACUAAAGGUAAAAUCCCAAACCUGCUACCGGAAGGUUCCGUGGAUGAGGAGACCCGGAUGGUCCUGGUGAAUGCCGUCUACUUCAAAGGAAAAUGGAAAACUCCAUUUCAGAAGACCCUAGAUGGACUUUAUCCUUUCCGUGUGAACGCGAAUGAGCGCAAACCUGUGCAGAUGAUGAUGCUGCACGCAAAGCUGAACAUCGGGUACCUGGAGGACCUCAAGACGCAGAUUCUGGAGCUCCCCUACGCAGGAGGGAUCAGCAUGUUCCUGCUGCUUCCCGAUGAAAUCGCUGAUGAGUCCACGGGCUUGGAGUUGCUGGAAGAUGCGCUGACCUAUGAGAACCUCAGCAAGUGGACCAGCAAAGACACAAUGGGAGAAGAUGACGUUGAGGUGUACAUACCCAAGUUCAAGUUGGAAGAGCGUUACAAGCUCAAGUCCAUUCUGAAGAACAUGGGCAUGCAUGAUGCCUUCAGCAAAGGCCAGGCCAAUUUCUUAGGGAUGACAGAAGGAAAGGACCUGUUCCUGUCUGAGGUGUACCACCAGGCCACCGUGGAUGUUAAUGAAGAGGGUACCGAAGCGGCUGCUGGCACCGGGGGCGUUAUGACUGGCAGAACUGGCCACGGAGGCCCACAAUUUGUGGCAGACCACCCUUUCCUCUUCUUGAUCAUUUACACAAAGACCCAAAGCAUCCUCUUUGUGGGCAGAUAUGCCUCACCCUAA